CGUUAGUAAACGUUGAUCUCUUUUUCUCUAAACUUCUGAACUUCUGAAGUGUUCACUUUUUAAACAGUGUCGGGCUAUAUAUAUAGAUAGCUAAAACAAGAUGGUCCAAGGAAAGGUCAAAACAAAAGUUCAAGUCCCAGGAAAGGCUGGUCGAAAUAAACAGAAAUAUGCGCAUCAGAAGAAGAAAGGUCACCCGAAGCAGAAAGGAGCUCGAUACAUUGCUCCUAAAAAAGCACGGCAGAUUGAAGCUACUAAACUGACGAAGAAUAUCUCAAAAGCAAUCAGCUCCCGUAACGAGCAAGAAAUGCUUGCUCAGGCUGCCUCCAAGGAACCCAAGAAGCUUUCGCUAGGCCAGUCUUCAUCAGGGGCAGGUGAUUCAAAGAAGAAAGGACAAAAAUGAUCAAGACAAUCCGUAGAAAUUCAGAACGACAGAGGAUUUAUAAAUGACAGUGGUCCUUACUGACUGAGGAUAAAGCGCAGAGGAUGAGGCACUGGGAGGACUCGAAAUGGUUUUCUUUGAACACCCAGCUUGUGGAUCAUUUCACCACAAUGAAUGCAGACUGUUUUCAUGCUUGGUGUUACAGAGACCAAAAAGACAAGAAGCAUGUGUUAGAAGGAUCACAGAAGAAGGAAUAUAGUACCCAGAUACAGUGGAACCUUGUCAUAAAAACACUUAAAACAAAAUCUCAUGAUACUAGCAGGACAAUAUGACUGGUCCCACUGCUUGUCUUCUAUGUUCUUUCUUUCUUUUUUCUUGAGCCUGAUGUAACACUCAAGGUGUUUUUCCUUGUCCCACAUAGAUUCCUAUAAUGAGAGUAUAUGGUAUUAUCAAUUUGAAAUCAGACCCAAAGGUGGGAGAAUUACAUUUCUUUGUUGAACUUGUGCCCAGGAGCCUGAUCCAGAUGACUUUUUAGAACAUCUUGAAACCUUUUUGAGUGAUGGCUCUGGAUUGCAAGAAAAAAGAUGAGCAUCCACUAACAAUUGUGCCACAAUGGAAAAAAAAGGGGGGAACACCUAUUUCUUCUUUUGUUUGUUUUUAAGAAUGAGUUUCUUGACUUAGUCAAUUUUAAAUCCAUACAUCUCUCGUCGUGUGCCAACCCUUUGAUCAGUCAAGUUGGCCAUUUGUAUGUGCCUUUCAAUGGUUACAUGUGCAUUCUUUUCAGUUUUCAUGUCUACAUGAACAUUCAGCACUGUUAUUUCAAUGUUUAAAACAAAAAUAGGAGCACUUAAAACCAGACUUUGUACACUAUUUUAAGUACUCCCUUUAUUCACAAUUCUAGAGCUAGAUUUCUCCCAUGUAUUUUGUUCACCAUUUUCUCACUGACCCGUUACAAUUAAAUGUCCAUUGAUUACUAAA
This is a messenger RNA of Strongylocentrotus purpuratus (purple sea urchin), 1357 nucleotides long. RefSeq names its product leydig cell tumor 10 kDa protein. Bases 101 to 400 code for a protein of 99 amino acids. NCBI's taxonomy places the organism in Eukaryota, Metazoa, Echinodermata, Echinoidea, Camarodonta, Strongylocentrotidae. The transcript has 3 exons. The record is from RefSeq and is a predicted model, not a curated record.